Cyprinus carpio (common carp) is the source of this 2533-nucleotide messenger RNA. Its product is annotated as N-acetyllactosaminide beta-1,3-N-acetylglucosaminyltransferase 3-like. Gene Ontology annotation, cellular component: membrane. NCBI's taxonomy places the organism in Eukaryota, Metazoa, Chordata, Actinopteri, Cypriniformes, Cyprinidae. The record is from RefSeq and is a predicted model, not a curated record. The transcript is spliced from 2 exons. Gene Ontology annotation, molecular function: hexosyltransferase activity. Bases 164 to 1312 code for a protein of 382 amino acids.
GCUGUACCACAGAGACGCAUUUAGAUUUCCUCAUUAGGAGGAGAGAGUUGGAGCUGUAAAUACAGGGAGUGAAUUGUUGUUUAAGCUCAUUUCAACAUGAACAGAAGCUCAAACACUUGUGUUGACCUUUUCCAAAGAAGCUAAUUAACGGUCAGGUGCAGAGAUGAGAAGGAAAAACUUGCAGACGACAGCGUUACUUCUGACAGGUGUUGUGUGCCUAGUCAUUAUCAUGAAGAAAAACGACUUUGAAAGUGACGUCACACUAAAGAGCAAAGACACAUAUGAGAUGCUCCCUCAACAAAACGAUUUGUCCGGCUUCGAAACACUUCAGCCUUUGUCUUCACAUUGUCAUCGGAAUAUGUCUGCUUAUAAUGUGACUGGAUUUUCUACUCUGCCGAAUCAUAUCCAAGACUUUCUGCUUUACAAACACUGUAGGAGUUUUCCCAUGCUUCUUGAUGUGCCUAAUAAGUGUGGCGGACCCCAAAACUCUGCAGAUGUCUUCCUUCUUCUGGUCAUCAAGAGUUCUCCAGAGAAUUACGAUCGACGAGAAGUUUUGCGGAAAACAUGGGCUAAGGAAAGACUGCACAAAGGCGUGUGGAUCCGCAGAGUCUUCAUAACAGGAACGAGUAAAACUGGCUUUGAGAAGCACAGGUUGAAUAAGCUAUUGAAGCUGGAGAACAGUGAGAACCAGGAUAUUUUACAGUGGGACUUCAAUGAUUCCUUCUUCAACCUCACACUGAAGCAGAUUGUUUUCUUAGAGUGGAUGGAAAGAUGGUGCCCGCACGUCAGAUUUCUUUUAAAUGGAGACGAUGACAUCUUUGCCAAUACGUUUAACAUGGUUGAGUAUCUUCAGGGUCAGAAGGACAAUGAUGGAAGUAAACAUCUAUUUGCUGGGCACCUCAUUCAGAAUGUAGGUCCUAUCAGACAUAGUUCAAGCAAAUAUUUUGUCCCAGUGCAAAUACAGGAGUCUGAAAGGUAUCCUCCAUACUGUGGUGGAGGAGGCUUUCUUCUCUCUGGUUUCACGGCCAAAACGAUCUACAACAUGUCUCACUCUAUAGAUCUGCUGCCCAUUGAUGAUGUUUACAUGGGAAUGUGUUUGGAAAAGGCUGGCCUCAAACCUACAUCCCACUUUGGAGUGAGGACCGCUGGUCUGCAUGUCCCCACUGGAAACGUUGACAAAUUUCACCCUUGCUUUUACAGAGAAAUCAUUUUAGUCCAUAGAUUUCUGCCGCACAUGAUUUUUGUGAUGUGGAAUGAGAUACAAAACCCACAUCUGCAAUGUGGAAAUACAAAUUCCAUGUUCAAAAACUGAACAGGGUGUGUGAUUACUUUUAAAGGGAAAUCAAUAUGAUUCAGUUUGUUUUAAAAUAAUGAGCUCUACAAGAAUCCCUUUCUAAACAUGGUGGAAGUUCUAAAGUAUGGUGUAGUUUUGCAAAAUGAUUGCCUUUUGAAAAGUAUGUGGUCUAUUGCACUUUAACUGAAAAGGGUGAUCGUGAUCUCUAUGCUUAUUUUUAAACAACUCGAGAGUGCUUCUCUGUAUAUAGAUAUAGAAACAUCUAUAUUUUGCUCUUUAAAAUCCAAUUUUAUCAGGGGAAUUAAGUGCAUUUUCAGAAAAAAAUAUUUAAAAAAGUUGUCACUGGGACAGUACCUUUCUAAAAGGUAUACUUUCAUACCUGAAGGUGGAUAUAAGUAUCUUUUAAAAGGGUACCACUAAUUGACAACAUUUGUAGGUAUUUUUUUUUGUCUGAGAAAGUGUAAUAUAUAAGAAAGUAGCAGGAGUCCAUAUUUUUUUUACACUUAUGUUUGCAUUAUGAAGUUCAGUGCUGUAUUCUAACAAAGUACAAAUAAUUGUAGGCCACUAAUGAGUUUUAGGAUAUGUCUGCUUUCAUUGAAUAUCUUUGUUUAUAUAAUGUCUUACUUUCCUUGUUUUGUGGAGAAAAUGAAUACUGUUACUCUGAUAGCCAGUAUUUCUCCAGAUUGUUACUGUUACGGUCUCUGGUAGAGCAACCUCACGGAGAGCAGGGAAUCUUUAAUAUAAAUCCACUUGAAAACAGAAGGGAAAAACUCAGGAAUCAUCCAAGCAAACAUGUAACAUAGACAAUAACUGGCAAAUGAGAUGGGUAGAACUCAGGACUUAAGAACACUGGGAAUAAUCGAAUAAUAAAUGACACAACAGGUGGGAACAAUGAACUCAUCAAGACACAGCCAAAAACUAGGUCACAACAGAAACUGAAAAACAUACAGACAUGUAACAGUUACAUACAAGACUGCAAAUCACCAAAAUAACAACAGGAAAUCCAGUAUGCUGGAUGUAGGAUAGCCAUAUCUGAAUCAUUUGACUUGAGGUUCAGACAAGCACACUGGACAAUGUGUAAUGGAUUUUUACAGAGAUAUGUUCAUGUAAACUUUUAGGAUAUAAAUGAUUUGAUAACCUAUGUUUUUAACUUAUGAAAUGCUGAUGAAGUUAUUUGCGAUAAAAUUUGACAGAGCUUUAAAAGUCAAAUACUAAUAAAAUAUCGUACAAUUACAUUGA